Loa loa (African eye worm) is the source of this 730-nucleotide messenger RNA. RefSeq lists its product as hypothetical. Gene Ontology annotation, biological process: mitotic sister chromatid cohesion; maintenance of mitotic sister chromatid cohesion. The record is from RefSeq and is a predicted model, not a curated record. The coding region runs from base 35 to 730 and encodes 231 amino acids. Lineage: Eukaryota; Metazoa; Nematoda; Chromadorea; Rhabditida; Onchocercidae. Gene Ontology annotation, cellular component: chromosome, centromeric region; chromatin; Ctf18 RFC-like complex. The transcript is spliced from 5 exons.
UUAUACUAUUGGAGAUUUACUGGAUGUUGUUCAAAUGAGUGAAGCAGAAUUACAGAAAGCUCUCAAGCGCAUGCCUGUGAUAAUUUUAAAUGGAUAUGUGCGGAUGUUGUCGGCAGAAUUCCUUGAUCGUCUUGUAACCGUGUUCGUGGAUUGCUUGGAUGACGAUGAAGAACCAGGCAUUAUUCUCGAUUCUGUUGGACCGGAAUGUUUGAAAGAAGCUUUGAAAAAGCAUCUGCCGGACAAAAAUAUUCCUGUUGAAGCAAUUAAUUGGCUAAUUGAAACAUACUGCGAUGUUAUUAAUGAAAAUGGGAUAGAGACGUAUCAUAUCAACGAAAAAGCAAUUUGUCGGACAAAGAUUUCACAACUCCUUCGUGCAGCUGUGAAAUUUGAUUAUGAUAAUUUCGAAAAAACUCUGCAACAAAUUUUGCCAAUUGGUGUUGAGUUCAAGGAGGAAUAUCUAGAAGGGCUUGCAUUCAUUGAUGAUGAACUGGCAACUGGAAAAACUAUUCGUUAUUUGAACGUUGAAGAUUUGCCGGAAGAACCGGUUAAAAGAUUGGAAUUACUGUUUUCCCUUCGACAAUCAUGGGAAGAAUCGACUAUACAGCAAUAUUUGAGUGAUCUGUGUCCCACAAAACGACAUUUAAAUGAACUUUUAAUCAACUGUUGCCGACAGGCAACUACCGUAAAUGGUGAAAAGGUGCUAGUCGGCUUAAAAGAAAUGUUGUUGUAA